AUGGACGAUAUCAACCCUACAGAACCGUUGGACCGUGGAUAUCUAUUGUGCUUCUGGAAGUAUGCCGCCCCAAAAGCUUAUGGGGCUUUCGCUUUCUGCGAAUGUUGGCUUGCGGAAGAAGCCGAGAAAAGGCUGAACAGUACCGAGGAAGAAACCCACAGCUACUGGGCAACUGGAGCAGAGUUAGAAGAAACACAUAUAUAUCAACGGAUCGCUCAGGCAUAUUGGCGUUCUGGAGCCGCACUGAAGACGACGCUCCCGCUGAUGAAGAUUCUGAAUCUAGGGCUGCCCCAGGCGAAGAAGAUCGGGGAACAUUCGGUGUUCGGACUGCAGAGAGGGUUCGAUAGUUUUGAGGAUACGCUGCGAUAUCUGGCAGAUGUUGAGAAGGUGCUAGCGGAACGCUACCCCAGAUUCGAUUCUAGAGCCUUGGUUGAUGAAGAGUGCGCCUUUUGA
Dacryopinax primogenitus is the source of this 453-nucleotide messenger RNA. RefSeq lists its product as uncharacterized. The transcript is spliced from 4 exons. The coding region runs from base 1 to 453 and encodes 150 amino acids. Lineage: Eukaryota; Fungi; Basidiomycota; Dacrymycetes; Dacrymycetales; Dacrymycetaceae. The record is from RefSeq and is a predicted model, not a curated record.